Messenger RNA from Penicillium waksmanii, 1038 nucleotides. RefSeq lists its product as uncharacterized. The record is from RefSeq and is a predicted model, not a curated record. Lineage: Eukaryota; Fungi; Ascomycota; Eurotiomycetes; Eurotiales; Aspergillaceae. The transcript has 5 exons. The coding region runs from base 1 to 1038 and encodes 345 amino acids.
AUGACUAUUCAAGCGAAGAAAAUUGUGACAGUAUUCGGAGGAACUGGAAACCAGGGCAGUAGUGUUGCACGUUCCCUGCUGGCACACAAAGAUAAGAUCUUUCACGUCCGUGUAAUCACGAGAGACCCUCAAUCCGACAAAGCGAAAGCUAUUGCGUCGCUUGGGGCGGAGUUAGUCCAGGCAGAUGGACUCAACAUCGGUGAAAUGACCAAUGCCUUUGCUGGGUUCCGAUCGAAAUUCCCAUUCUUGGUGACAAGGAGGCUUACUCAAGUUGUGUGUGCACAGGCUUUGAAGUCAUUGGAUGGUCCUAGUGACUAUGACCUUGGCGUGUCGGUAAUCGAUUCUGCGGAGAAAGCAGGCGUUCAGCAUGUUGUCUAUAGCUCUGGACCAUCCAUCACGAACGCUACGAAAGGCAGAAUGCAUAUCGAAGGCUUCGAGACCAAAUACCACGUUGAGCAAUAUGGGCGUAAGAAACAGUUUACGAGCUUCACUCCCAUUCUAUGUGCCUCUUUUAUGGAGUGCUUCUUUGACGAUUCAUUCGUGGAUGCAUUCGGUGGGUUUCCUUGGAAUCCCGACCCAGAAACAGGAGAAGUGGACUUCCGCACCCCGGACUACGGAGGGAAAGGCGAUAUGCCCUGGGUCAGUUGCGAGGACGAUCUCGGCGACAUUGUGAUUGGUAUCUUUUUGAACCCGUGCAAAUACGAUCAGGUAUUGGUUCAGGCAACGAGCCAACAGAUUACAAUGUCUGAUGUAGCAUCUUCAUAUACACAAGCCACUGGCAUUCCUGCCCGGUACGAGGAAUUGCCAUCCUGGUCCAGUAUUAAGCUCAAUGGGACAAGGUGCCGAGUCGAAACUCGCCAAAUGUUCUGGUACAUGAAGCAUUGUGGUGGCCGGUGGUUUGCAGAACACGAAAGUGAUAUGUCUACUGCGGUCGCAUUGAAAGAAUCAGCAAUGUCGUCUCGGGGCCAGAAGGGAGGUCUUGUUACAUUUAAGACCUGGUUUAAAAAGGCACAAGUCCUGAAAGCCCAAAAUUUGUGA